AGGCAUUGCAGAUUUCUUCAUGCUGCUUUUGAUCGAAUGAUUUUAGGUUUUACAUUUUGUCUUUUUCAGCAUAUAGUUCAUGAUCUUCUCUUGUGUAUGUGUACAUCCAUAUGAUUUGUUGUAGACAAGAAAACAUAUGCUUUCUUAGGUAUUGUUCAAGGUUAUAUAUAGGUCUCUAGAAAAAAAAGAAGCAAAAAUGAGCAAGGAACAAAGCUGUGUUCUAAAAGCUUGGGAGGUGACGAUGAGAAAGACCCAACAAGCCAAGAAACGUGCAAACAGUAUUUUUGGGACGGUACCGGUAGCUCUACAGACAGAUGAUGAUGCUACAACAACCGAGGAGAAUGAUGAUCAUGAGAGCAGCACUAACACAAGCAGCGUAGGUGAACUGUACCAAGAAGAGAGAGUGCUUCCCAAUGGAGACUAUUACACAGGUCAAUGGUACGAUAGUUUUCCCCACGGGCACGGUAAAUAUCUAUGGACAGAUGGUUGCAUGUACAUUGGUGAUUGGUACAACGGGAAGACUAUGGGGAAAGGCAAGUUCGGUUGGCCUUCUGGUGCCAUGUAUGAAGGCGAGUUCAAAAGCGGGUACAUGGAUGGGACUGGCACUUACACAGGUCCUAGUGGAGAUACUUAUAAAGGUCAGUGGGUGAUGAACCUAAAACAUGGACAUGGGAUCAAGAGUUUUGCAAACGGAGAUGUGUAUGAUGGUGAAUGGAGAAGGGGUUUGCAAGAAGCUCAAGGGAAGUAUCGUUGGAGAGAUGGGAGCUAUUGCAUCGGUGAAUGGAAGAACGGUACUAUUAGUGGCAAAGGUACUUUUGUUUGGUCAAGGGAUGGUAAUAGAUACGAUGGGUUUUGGGAUGAUGGUUUCCCUAAUGGUAACGGGACAUUCAAAUGGGACGAUGGGAGUUUCUACGUUGGUCAUUGGUCUAAAGAUCCUGAAGAAAUGAACGGUACUUACUAUCCAUCAGGCAACGAAGGGACUCUUGAUUGGGAUCCUAAAGACGUGUUUGAUAAUCUGAGUGAGUACAAGAUUUGUAGUGGAGAAAGGGUUCCUGUGUUGCCUUCACAGAAGAAGCUCUCUGUUUGGAACUCUUCCAAGCGUGUUGAGAAGCCGAGGAGGAUAUCUGUUGAUGGGAGGGUAAGUGUUGGUUUGGAUAGAGCGUUUGAGAAGAUGAAUAUGUGGGGAAGUGAUAGUGGUGAAGGCGCUGCUGAUAUUGAUUCAACUACAAGGAGAGAUUUGGAUGCUGAGAUAAUGAGACUUGAGGCUGAAGGAUUGAUUCAGAGCUUGAGACCUAGUCCUGUGCCUAUGAGAUUGCCAAAGGCAGGGAAGAAGCAAGGCGAGACCAUAUCGAAAGGUCACCGGAAUUACGAGCUUAUGCUUAAUCUACAGCUUGGAAUCAGACAUGCUGUUGGAAAACAAGCUCAGGUUGUGUCUCUUGAUCUUAAGCAUUCAGCUUUUGAUCCAAAGGAGAAGUUAUGGACAAGAUUUCCACCAGAAGGAGCCAAAUACACACCUCCUCACCAAUCUAGUGAAUUCAAAUGGAAAGACUAUUGCCCAUUAGUUUUUAGGAGCCUGAGGAAGCUGUUCAAGGUAGAUCCAGCUGAUUACAUGUUAUCGAUCUGCGGUAAUGAUGCCCUUAGGGAGCUAUCAUCUCCUGGUAAAAGUGGAAGUUUUUUCUACUUGACGAACGAUGAUCGUUACAUGAUAAAGACAAUGAAGAAGUCUGAAACUAAAGUGCUUCUGAGAAUGCUUGCAGCUUAUUACAACCAUGUUAGAGCAUUUGAGAACACUUUGGUGAUUAGAUUCUACGGUCUCCACUGUGUGAAGUUGACUGGAACAAUCCAAAAGAAGGUGCGGUUUGUCAUUAUGGGUAACCUAUUUUGUUCAGAGUACUCUAUCCACAGACGCUUUGAUCUUAAAGGAUCUUCUCUUGGCCGCACAACCGAUAAACCUGAAUCAGAAAUCAACUCAAACACAAUCUUGAAAGAUCUUGAUCUGAAUUUCAUUUUCAGACUACAGAAAGCUUGGUUUCAAGAAUUCAUUAGACAAGUCGACAAAGACUGUGAGUUUCUAGAACAGGAGAGGAUCAUGGACUACAGUCUUCUGGUUGGGAUUCAUUUCAGAGAAGCAUCAGUCGCUGGAGAGUUGAUACCUUCUGGAGCACGCACACCUAUUGGUGAGUUUGAAGAUGAAACAGCCCCUCGUCUCUCAAGAGUAGACGUAGAUCAGCUUCUAUCCGAUCCCACAAGGUGGGCUAGUAUUAGACUUGGAGGUAACAUGCCGGCUCGAGCAGAGAGGACAAUGAGAAGGAGCGACUGUGAGUUCCAGCUAGUUGGGGAACCAACGGGAGAGUACUAUGAAGUUGUAAUGAUCUUUGGAAUCAUAGACAUUCUUCAAGACUACGAUAUCAGCAAGAAACUUGAACAUGCUUACAAGAGUAUCCAGUACGAUCCUACUUCAAUCUCAGCCGUUGAUCCGAGGCUGUACUCGAGACGCUUCCGUGAUUUUAUCUUUAAGGUCUUCUCUGAGGACGAUUGAAACAAGUUUCCACUGUUUCUGGCCUUUUUAGGUUUCUUGUGCGCCAAGAAAUGAAGGCUUAGGUUUUAUAUACUUCCAUUCGGCAAUGGUUAU
Molecule: messenger RNA, 2632 nt
Organism: Brassica oleracea var. oleracea
Lineage: Eukaryota; Viridiplantae; Streptophyta; Magnoliopsida; Brassicales; Brassicaceae
Product: phosphatidylinositol 4-phosphate 5-kinase 4
Exons: 8
Coding region: 197-2539 (780 amino acids)
Biological process (GO): phosphatidylinositol metabolic process
Molecular function (GO): ATP binding; 1-phosphatidylinositol-4-phosphate 5-kinase activity
Source: RefSeq, a predicted model, not a curated record